This is a messenger RNA of Paramecium sonneborni, 750 nucleotides long. The record is from the annotation of a GenBank genome assembly. Lineage: Eukaryota; Ciliophora; Oligohymenophorea; Peniculida; Parameciidae.
AUUCAAAAAUGGAUAAUAAGAAAAAAAAGAAUAAGAAUAAAGCAAAAUAACAACCAUAAUAAUAAUAAUAAUAAUCGACAUAAAAUUAAUUAGUACCUUCAAAUUAAUAACAUCAUCAUGAUCAUCAUGGAAAUGAAGAUCAUAAUCAUGAUCAUGGUCAAUGUGGUCAUGGAUUACCAAGUGAUCUUCCUAAUCUUGAUCCUACUAGUUUAUUAAGUGGUUUAAGUAAAGGAGAAGGAUUACUUGGUAGUUUAAGUAUGAUUCCUAAAUUGACUGAAAUGUUAAAUCAAUUAAGUAAUUUUGGAGGUUAAGCUUUCAAACCUGAUGAUCCAUUACCUGAUUUUACUAAAUUUGAUUAAACUAAAGUAUAUACAAUUCUUAUAAAUAGUAAACUUUAGAAGUAGCAAUCGAAGAAUUCUAAUAAACUAUUGAAAGUGUUCAAAAAAAAGAUUUUACUAAUCUUACAAAACCAGUUGUAUAAAAACAACAAUAAUAAAAGUUAUCCAAAUAAUAAUAAUAAUAAAGAGAGAAGUAUUAUCUCAUUCUAUCAUUUAUAGAAAUAAUUAAAUUAUUAAAUAAAACAUAGAAUAUUUAAUUACAUUAUAGAAAGAUAUGAAAAAGCUCUUAUAAGAUGUAAUCUAACAUUAUCUAUAUUAGUAAUCUCUUAGUGGAAUUGCUCCAAUAUUAAAUCAAGGAAUUGAAAACCUAAAUUAAGAUAUCUAAUAUUAUUAAAAGUAAUAAGAACUAUGA